Messenger RNA from Vigna umbellata (rice bean), 1133 nucleotides. Its product is annotated as dehydration-responsive element-binding protein 1F-like. The record is from RefSeq and is a predicted model, not a curated record. Gene Ontology annotation, molecular function: DNA-binding transcription factor activity. NCBI's taxonomy places the organism in Eukaryota, Viridiplantae, Streptophyta, Magnoliopsida, Fabales, Fabaceae.
UACCUCCAACACACUUUCCUCUUCCCUCUCUCUUUAUAAACCCUUCUCUCCAUGAACCCUACCUAUGCUCACACUACCAAAAUUCACACAUAACUCCAAUUUCCACUCUCAAUUUCUCUUGUUAUCACCACAAAAGUUACAAUCUACCAUGAAUUUUGAGAUUGAAUAUCCUUUUUCAUUUCAAUCUUCUUCCACCAUUUUCCAAUCAUCAUCACUCACACCACCUAAUAAUAAUAAUACUAACCCGAACCUACUUUCACAUCCUUUAGUUCAUGCACAAUUUGUAGUUUCUCCCAAAAGGAAAGGUGGGAGAAAGAAGUUCAAGGAAACGCGCCACCCUAUUUAUAGGGGUGUCCGACAAAGGAAGGGAAAGUGGGUUUGUGAGCUCAGGGAACCCAAGAAGACCACAAGGAUUUGGUUAGGGACAUACCCUACACCUGAAAUGGCAGCUAGGGCACAUGAUGUGGGUGCCCUAGCAAUUAGGGGCACCUCAGCGAUUCUAAACUUUCCAAACUCAGCUUCUUUUCUUCCAAUCCUUAACUCCUCUUCACCUAAAGAUAUUCGAGCAGCCGCAGCAGAAGCUGCUGAGAGUUUCAGACCGAUCUCGCUUUCUUCCUUGUCCAAUUCUCGUAACGAGAAAACCGGUCGCAAAACUAAGUGCAGGAGGGUUUGUAAAAAGGUUUCAUCAAUGGAGGAAAAGACACAGACAACGGUGUUGGAGUCGUCCUUGAAUAACAUGCAGAAUUUGGAUCGUGAAAAAUGUGAUGUUAUCGACAGUGGCAUGGAGAAAAACAACUGUGAUUUGUCUUCGACUGUGUUCUUCGAUGAGGAGGCAUUGUUUAACAUGCCUGGUCUCUUGGAUAGAAUGGCAGAGAGUUUAUGUCUUUUUCCACUACCUUCGGUAGAUUAUUGGGAUGAUCAUGCUUAUUUCACAGACUUCAAUUUGUGGACUGAUUGAUUGAUUAACCUCUGGGGAAUUUGAUCAAACACUUUGCAUGUGCUUAACGUUUGGAUGACUGAUUUUGAUUUGUUGGUUCUCCAUUCAUGAACAUUUCUGAAGUUUGAUGUUAUUCAUAUACAAUCAAAUCGCAUCACUCUUUGCCCAUUUGCUUUGUAUAAAUGUAAAUGCCAUG